Molecule: messenger RNA, 7233 nt
Organism: Bombyx mori (domestic silkworm)
Lineage: Eukaryota; Metazoa; Arthropoda; Insecta; Lepidoptera; Bombycidae
Product: forkhead box protein J2
Exons: 6
Coding region: 340-1194 (284 amino acids)
Biological process (GO): regulation of transcription by RNA polymerase II
Cellular component (GO): nucleus
Molecular function (GO): DNA-binding transcription factor activity, RNA polymerase II-specific; RNA polymerase II cis-regulatory region sequence-specific DNA binding
Source: RefSeq, a predicted model, not a curated record
AGAUCACCGCCAUUUUCCUUGUUGUAGGUGCUUCAAAUGUCAUAAUAAUUUUGAUUAUCACUAUAAUUGUUAAUUUUCUUUGUGUAUUUUUAUUAUUUUAUAUUAUAUAAUUAGUAAAUGUUCCUAUUUACUUCUUAAUUUUAUUUUGUUUAAUAUAUUGGUCGUACAAGAGUGAUGUGUUAGUAAAUUUAGAUAGGUCGUAAUUUCAAGGACUCUUCAUGUACUACAAUAAAAGUCUCCGUGAAAAGCAACGAGGAUACGAUCCUGAGGGCUUUGUGAGCCGAUAGACGUGAUAAUUAAUCGAAUGUGAGGUGUAAGAUUAGUUAUAUUUAUGGGACAAUGAGCGAGUCGCCGGGAGUGGAGUGGCUGCCCGCGUACAGUCCUGGAACUCCUCGCCACAGCCCCCUCGGACCGAUACCGCGCUUCCUUUACGAGGAUGUGCAGCCACUCGCUUUGCAACAGGAAAACAACAACAAGGACGAACAGAAGGAGAACACUAACAAAAUUAAACAUGCGAAACCAGCCUACAGCUAUGCAAGCAUGAUAAGGCUUGCAAUCAGCAGCUCUCCGAAUGGCAAGAUGACUCUGAAUGAGAUAUACACUUAUAUAUGUAAUGCAUUCCCAUAUUAUAAAGAGGCUGGGAAGGGUUGGAUGAACUCUAUAAGACACAACCUGUCAUUAAACAAAUGUUUUAUGAAAGUUGCUCGGAGUAAAGAUGAUCCAGGGAAGGGUUCAUAUUGGGCGAUGGAUACUAGUUACAAAAUGGCAGAGGUCACUCCUAGAAGACGUAGGAGUUUAAGGAUGGCACCGUACAGUCCAGAGUGCAGCUCGAACAGCAGCGGAGAAGCCGGGCCCCCCGCUGCCACGCCCACGCCUCCGCCGACUCCCACCACCCCCACCACUCCCACUUCGCCACACGUCCUGCCAGUCAAGGAGGAACCCGUCACCAAUGAGCAGUCUGAUUCUAAACACACGGACGAUGCGUUAUCGGCUCUGAUGAAUGAGGAACUAAUGACCGACGUUGACAUUACCAGAGAACGUUGGCUGUGCGAGCCCGGCCGGCGGCACGUGUGCGUGGUCGCCCGCCACAGCUCGCUCACGGACGACUACGGAAACUUCGGACACAACCCGCCGCGGCCCGACGACUGCGACUGUCCGUCCGACCCGCAGUACUACGAGCCCGAUGCGUUAUAACGCUGCACCUGUCCCCCCGUCCCCCCGCAGUACUACGAGCCCGAUGCGUUAUAACGCUGCACCUGUCCCCCCGUCCCCCCGCAGUACUACGAGCCCGAUGCGUUAUAACGCUGCACCUGUCCCCCCGUCCCCCCGCAGUACUACGAGCCCGAUGCGUUAUAACGCUGCACCUGUCCCCCGUCCCCCCGCAGUACUACGAGCCCGAUGCGUUAUAACGCUGCACCUGUCCCCCCGUCCCCCCGCAGUACUACGAGCCCGAUGCGUUAUAACGCUGCACCUGUCCCCCCGUCCCCCCGCAGUACUACGAGCCCGAUGCGUUAUAACGCUGCACCUGUCCCCCGUCCCCCCGCAGUACUACGAGCCCGAUGCGUUAUAACGCUGCACCUGUCCCCCCGUCCCCCCGCAGUACUACGAGCCCGAUGCGUUAUAACGCUGCACCUGUCCCCCCGUCCCCCCGCAGUACUACGAGCCCGAUGCGUUAUAACGCUGCACCUGUCCCCCCGUCCCCGCGCAGUACUACGAGCCCGAUGCGUUAUAACGCUGCACCUGUCCCCCCGUCCCCCCGCAGUACUGAGUGCGCUCGCCCUUCAUAAGGCGCUAUUGCAUUGGAUUAAAUGCUUCUACCCACAUUCGACGGAUAGUCCAGUAUAGUACAGAUGUGGGUACAGAUUGACGUGCCCGCGCGCAGCCGCCGACACGUCCGCACUCAGUAUCCCGUGUCGUAUCAUGUAUUCGUUAAGUACAAACGUACAUAAUCGUAUUGUUUUGUUUUAUAAUAAUAAUAAUUAAAGAAAGAUGUAGAUUUGUACUGAAAAUAAAUAUAUAUACAUAUAUACAGAAAUAAUCGAUUAUGUCUUAUCGAUUUAUCUUGUUAUAGUGUCGAUGUUGGAGGUAUUUCAAAGUACGUUGGUAUUUGAAUUGUGCGAUGGAGGUCUAUUCAUGUAAACUACUAUACCGUUGUUGCAAAUUUACUAAUACCAAAAUAACAUUUAUUUAUUUAUUUAUUUUGUCUGUCUGUCUGUUUAUUCCGGCUAAUCUCUGGAACGGCUGGACCGAUUUUGAUGGGAUUUUCGCUGAUAGGUAGCUGAUGAUACAAGGAGUAACUUAGGCAACUUUUUUUAGAAUAGCUUCCCCCCACGGCGUCAUUCGCGGUACGAAAAACCGCGGGUAACAUCGCGGGACUCAGCUAGUCUAUACAUAUAAAUGAAAUUGGUGUUUCUGUUUGUAAUAUUGAAAUAGCCGCUUUUUACUACAUGCAUAUGAAUAUAUAUACGGUACAUACACCAAAAUAACAUUUUUUACAAUUUUUGUCUGUCUGUCUGUCUGUCUGUUUGUUCCGGCUAAUCUCUGGAAUGGCUGGACCGAUUUUGACGGGACUAGAGUAACUUAAGCUACUUGUUUUAGACUAGCUUCGCCUCGCGGCAUCACCCGCGGUACGACAAUAACCGCGGGUUAUAUCGCGGGACUCAGCUAGUCUAUACAUAUAAAUAAAAUUGGUGUGUCACUCACACUCCUCAAUAGAAGAUUGUAUGUAUUAGUUUACGUGAAUAGAAUCGUCCGUCUGUGCGGAGGAGAUGUAGAUAAGAUUAUAUCGAGGGUCGCGCUAGGCAGAUGUGUUCGUUCAACGUAAUGUUGUUGUCGCAGGAUUUUGAUGUCUUUACGUACCGUUAUUAUUGCAUAGCCACAUAAAUAUCACAUUUCCAUGAUUCGUUUACAUGUAUUUAUAUAUAAUGAGCGAUGAAUUGUAAACGAACUUGGACAUAAUUGAAGACGUGAGUGGAUGAAGGGGUUAAGUACCGUUUUUAAGAUUUUUGAGUUUUUAUUUACAUUGAAUAAAUGUUAUGUGCGUUUAAACCAUAUUAGACCUUAAAAGUCCAGGAUUAAAGGCCAUUUUUAUAAGUACAUGUCAUGAAGGAGUUAUAUACGAAGAAAAAGUACAAGUAACAAAAGUUUGUUUCGCGUUUUAUCAAAAUCAACAAAUUGUAUCAUAUCCCCUUCAUCCACUCAUGUCUUCAAUUAAAAAAAAAACCUUGUAUCCAAAUUAUUUAUUACUACAGUAAUUAAAAAUGAAUUCUGCAUUAUAUGUAUCGUAAUUCGAUAAUUACAUCUAAAAUUAAAUUAUAUGAAGCUAUUUUGUCGCUAUGCAAUAACACGAUCUUAACUUUUUUUAAAUAUACAAAGAAAUGGUGUUGAAAGUAAAGUUCUUAAACUUAACUCCGGACGUGUUCAAUGAACCUCACACAAGGUAUUUAACGAUCGCGUUACGUAACAAUGAUCCAAUAACAUAUCUGCCAACGAUAGAUUAUUAUACACGUAAUUAGCUAUAGUUUACCUAUAUUACAGUGACGAGGUGGUGACGAGAAUCGUUAGCUGAUAAUCAUUUCAUUUGGGAUAAGAACUGAAAUUGUUUCAAAGAUAUGUUUUUCGUCCUUCGAAGGAGGGAGGGGAGUCUCGCAGUGUUUAUUCUUGCUCGCGAUUUAUACACGGUCAUUAAUAGAAACGAAUCCAAGCGAUACGUGCGAAAUUCAGUACUUGGCAAUUAUGUACGUCCUAAAUCUUUGGGUGUUUGACAAUUUGAAACGUCCCAUACAUCAGCUUACUGAGUUUCCCGCCAGACCUUCUCAGCGGGUCGCGAUUCCGAUCCGGUAGUAGAUUCAUUCGCGAAGCAGCUGCUCUUGAGUUGUUAGGUCUCCUUUGGAAGCGCUCGGGUAGCCGUUAGCAAAUCCCACCCCUCCUGACUGAGCCCUUGCUCGCCCACCUAUCCUGGUGAAACUAGCAAGGCCUCCAGGCCACAAGUAAUCUUUCAAUCCUAAAAAAAAUAUUUUUGAAACCGUUAAUUUAUUCUGAUGAUCUUUUUUGUUGUCCGGUGUGCAACUUACAAAAGUUUGUUUGAUAUUUGAAAAUCAAAUUUUUCAAGUUUUAAUUGGGUUUAAUUGAAAUAUAUUUCGGUGUGAGACUCCCUUCGCUCCUUAUUUAUUGCUUAAUAACCUUUAAUUCUCCACGCGAUCAGAUAUUUUAAUCUUGCGGCUGACUCUACGUACUUAUGUAAUAAUAUGACUGUAUUAUUAUUAUAUAAAUUUAGGACAUCCGUUGCUAAAAGAGGAACAUGUUUUUAAAGCAGUCUUAGUUACAAUAUCGUAGGUUGCUAUAUGCAAUAUUAUACAAAUGGAGCAUAGGGGCGUUUGCGGCCCCCGGGCGGCUCCUCGCAAGCGUAGGCCGUUACAGUUUAUCGUGCUAUUUUAUUCCUUUAUUGGGGAUGCUUUUAUUUUAUUUUUCAAGUACCGUCAAAAACAGUUAUAUCCUUAGAGAGUUCCAUAAUACGAGUCUCGGUCAUUAUUUACAUUUCACAUGAAAUUCUAUAAUACAUAGAACGUAAAAGUGGGUUAUUACGUAUUUAUAAACGGAGAAAAAAAUGAUUUUUUUGAAAUUUAGUAACGCACUAGCUAAUAUUUGUGUUUCGACUAAAAUUGGCUUAUGAUGAUGUUAGAGCUAGCACCGCUCGCGUUCGCCAAAACUUCAGGCACAAGGUAUAUCGCCGCAUCGCUUUAGUACAAUUACUUUGCGAUAGCGCUGUGUCAAUUACUUUGACACAGCGACUUGCAAGAAAUUCGGAAAAAGAAUAGAAUAUUACCGGGUAACUUUAUACACUGUACUCACUCGCUGUAAAUAGCACGUAGGUAAAUGGAAGGGCACCUAGAGUAUGCCACAAAUAUCCCUUGGAUAUGCCUUAAAUACCAGUCCAAUACACACAUCUUUCAAACGAUUUUCAUGUAUUUAAGGGAAUGUCUUGAAUCUGGGUUGUCCAGAAAACGGCCCGCGACGCAUGUUUUAAUCAGUAAAACUUAUUCUUGUAAAAUUCCUGUGACAUAUUUUCUUUUUUUUUUUUUUGAUAAGCUCGUAUAUAACUUGUGUUACAGGUACCAGAUAACGGAAAUAAAUGUAAGAUUUUUUAUUAUACCCAUACAUAUAUUUAAUAUACAUCCAUAACCCUGGAAAAGACAUUUAUAUUUACCAUACAAAUAUCUUCCCUUGGCGGGAUUCGAACCCGCGACCCCCUUGUGUAGUGACCAUGUCACUUACCACUACACCAGACGGCCGUUUGGACAGUCCUCUCUUAAAGAAUUCCAGAUAUCCGAGUCGUGACUACAUCAGUACCGUUGCCCUUACGCACUGCAUCCCCCUUACCUAGGCUAGGCUUAAAUAGAGUCCUUAACCGCAAGGAGCGCCGUGUCCCCGAUCUCGCCUUGAUAUAUGCAUUUAAAGCAAUUGAAUAUGCUCUUUCGAAAAGGCACAUCUCUGAAAAUGUAAAAUGAUAAGGAAAUUAAAAAAAAAACUGAUUAUUUUCUAAAGCUGUGUAAAAUUUAAAAUUUUAACUUUUGAGAUAUAUCUUAGUGUUAAUUAGCAAUUGAAAAUUACUGGAAUUAUUAUAAAAUGGGUGUAGCAGGUAAGCCUCAAAACUACAUGUAUAUGAAAAAACGCAUUUGACAAAAUAUCCGACAUGUGCCCUUUUCCAAAUUGCAUAUUCAAUUAAAAUAGCACGUUAAAUAUUGGGAAAGCAAUAAGACUGUAUUGAACGCAAAUACAGUAUUCGGAGCCAGGUUGGUGACGACAGAUCUCAGAACGACCAGUAUAUUAUUAUAUUAUGAAAGAAUAUAUUAUACAAAUAUAAAAGAAAUUAUAAAUGCAUAUAAUUAUGAUAGUGUGCUAUAAUAAUGAUUAAUUUGUGCAUGAAACUUAAUUAUAUUUUAGUUUAUUCUUUUUAAUUUAAAAAGAAAUAUGAAUUAGUUAUAACGAAUUUAUAAUUUAAAAAUUAAUAAAAAAUUAAUAAUAAUAAUAAAUGUUAAACGCACUUUAUUAAAAUACGUAAUUUGCUUUUAGAUGUCGCGCUAUCGGCCUAUUAAUGAUUAGUUUCAAUAAUUCAAGAUACGUUUCUAAGCUAAAGUUAUUUAAGGUGCAACUAUAUAUUAUGAUAUUGAUGUAUUACUAUUUUUUUUUUCUGUUUUUUUUUUGUGCCAUAAAAAUUGAAGGCGGUUCUAAUGCGAACCAUUAGGUGUAAAAAAUGUCCCAUAUCUUAUUGAAAAUGUGUUCAAAAUAAAGAUUUUUAUAUGUUGUAAAUUACAAAGAUAAUGUAAUUUUUAAGCUCGUGUACAUAAUAAUAAGGUGGUAUUAUUUAAAAUCAAAUUUCAUGGUGAAAUUAUACAUAAUUGGAAUUCUUAUUUGGGAAGAACGUUUAAUAAAUUUUACUCACACUUUAUUAUUCAUAUGAUUUGUCUGCAUUAGAAAUUUGUGAUUUUUUUUUAUGUAAUGUAAACAUUAUGUCUGCGACUGACGUGUUAAAUUGUAUGAAGUCGACGGGCUUGAUUAAUUAUUAUUGGUAAUAAAUCAACAUUCCUUGUUUAAAUAAAAGAUAGUUAAAAUUUGUAAAAUUUAAUUACCUUUUUUUGGAAAAUUUUAUUUAUUUUAUACAAAAAUACAUAAAUAGCGAAAUGUUUUCGAAAAAUGUUCCGAUUUGCUAUUUAAAAAAAAAAAAACAUUGAAUUCAUUUACUAAAAACAUAUUUAAUCUGUGAAACGCAAUGUGUUGCCACUUUUUGAACAUAAUUUUCUUAGUAUUUAUUUUAUAUUCUGUGAUAAAAAAAAGUUUUUUUCGGAAAAAUCUUUGUAAUUUAUGUUUUAAAGCGUGGAAUGUAUACGUUUGUAUUUAGAAAAUAUAAGAUUGUGAUUAAUCUUCUCUAAAUACCGGUUAGUAUAUUUUCAGCGUCGUUUUUUAAAGUUACGUGUAUAUUUUGGAAUGGAUUAAUGUUUUUUAAAGUCGAGAAUUCAAAACGAUUGUAAAUUAUUUGUGGGUGAUCUGUAAUGUUUACGUUUACUUUCCGUUCGGUUUUACGAUUCCGCCUAACGAUGAUAUUAAACGCGGCGCAAUGGAAAUCAAAUAUUUUAUAUUAAUUAUUGUAAUAUUAGACGUUUAAUUUAAGAGUAGGAUGUUCUACCUCUACGAAUAUAUGUAAUAGUUGAUGUACAAUAUAAACUUUUAACAAAA